AUGCAGCAUCCUGGAAGCAUCGACAGGAGUGCAAUAUGGGCAAGGCAAAAUAGCAGGCUUGAAGAUUUGAAGAAGAGACGUGUCGCGACUCCAAAUAACCAACAAGAGCUCAGAGAUGGAGAUCUGAACAAAAUUAUGGAUCGUGACCUAUAUGAAGCCACAAAAAAAGGGGACGUUGAGAAAUUCAUCAAUGCACUAGAAAAGGUGUGUGAGUCGAGGAAACUAGCUUUGUGGCAAAUCUUCAACCAAGUCACUCCCUCCGGGAAUUCAUUGCUUCAUGUAGCAGCAAGCUCUGGGAGUGAUGAUGUUAUGGAGCUCAUCCUCAUUCAUUUUCCUCACAUUGUGACCGAGAAAAACUCCUCAGAGGAUACUCCACUCCAUGUUGCGGUUCAAGAUAAAAGGUUCGACGCAACAAAAAAGCUAAUUCGCCAGGAAACAAACUUGAAAAUUAUAUAUUCGAAGAACAAGGAUGGUAAAUCUCCAUUGUGUCUGGCAAUCGAAAAGUUUGAGUUUGAAAGGCAACCUUGCGAGGAGGCACCCUGGGAGAUUCUUCGGCUUCUCUUGCAAGAAUCCGCUCGAGAUGAAGCUUAUGAAGUCAAGAUGGGCAUGUCACCAAUUUUGGCCGCAAUCAAGAAGAGGAAUAAAGAUUUAUUGAAAGAAAUUAUAGAUCAGCUCCCGAAGUUACUCCACGUGCGCGAUGAAGACGGAGGGACGCCACUGCACGCUGCAGCGUCGGUUGGAAAUUACAAGGCAAUUGGCCUCUUGCUGGAGGAAUGCCCUUAUCUCGCCCUUCAAACGGACAAUAACGGCUCCUACCCAAUCCACAUUGCUUGCGAAAGCGGCAAAUUCUGGGCAAUCAAACCGUUACUGAAGGACACGUGGCCUGACCUGGCAGAGAUUAAAAACGAAAAGGGUCAAAAUAUUCUGCACGUUGCAGCCAAGGGCGGGAGAAAAAUAGCGGUCCGACACAUAAUCAAAAAAUGCGGCGAGCCGGAUGUCAUCAAGAAGCUGGUGAAUUCGAAAGAUGUCGAUGGAAACACACCCGUCAAUUUGGCAUCUAUGCACAACCACAUCGAAGUUAAGCUCUAUUUGACGAUGGCCCAAACAACUCGCUUGCAGCUUUGGAACAACGACAGGUCGAACAACCUAAAUGUGGCCACAAGAAUCUGGCAAAUAUUGGUAUACUUUUGGUUGCUGGCUGUGUUUACUUUUAACUGA
This is a messenger RNA of Eucalyptus grandis, 1218 nucleotides long. Its product is annotated as protein ACCELERATED CELL DEATH 6. The transcript is spliced from 2 exons. The coding region runs from base 1 to 1218 and encodes 405 amino acids. The record is from RefSeq and is a predicted model, not a curated record. Gene Ontology annotation, molecular function: protein binding. NCBI's taxonomy places the organism in Eukaryota, Viridiplantae, Streptophyta, Magnoliopsida, Myrtales, Myrtaceae.